GCGCGGAGAUGAUCUCUGCGUUUGAGAGAGUGAUGAAGCCGUCCUGGCUCGGCGUGGAUGUCUCCCGGGUUUUGCACUUGGCCACCGUCUUCUGCCUGACAUGUGUGCUCCUGAAAGCCAUCCAGCUCUACCGCAGGAGACAGGAGCUGCUCAAAACCUUUGUCAAGUUCCCAGGCCACCCGACCCACUGGCUCUUUGGACAUGUUCAUGAGUUUCUGAAAGAGGAAGAGAUUCUGGACAAGUCAGAGAUCUGGGCACAAAAGUACUUAUACGCUCACCCAAACUGGUUUGGGAGUUUCAUGGCGGUGCUGGUUGUCACCGAUCCCGACUAUGCCAAGACUAUGUUUGCCAGAGGAGAUCCCAAGGAUAAUGUCAGUUAUAAACACCUUGUUCCAUGGAUUGGGAAUGGAUUACUGGUCUUACAUGGGCCAAAAUGGCACCAGCAUCGAAAACUUCUGACUCCCGGGUUUCAUUACGACGUCUUGAAACCUUAUGUGGCCCUGAUGGCAGAGUCUACUAACGUGAUGCUGGAUAAGUGGGAACAGCUGAUCACAGACGGGAGACCCGUGGAGCUCUUUGAGCAUGUCAGCUUGAUGACUCUCGAUAGCAUCAUGAAAUGUGCCUUCAGUUGUCACAGCAACUGCCAGACUAACAGGCAAAACAGCUACAUUCAGGCUGUCUAUGACCUCUGUUUCAUGGUGCACCAGCGACUCCGCAUCUUCCCCUAUCACAAUGAUGUCAUUUACUGGCUCAGCCCCCACGGUUACUGGUUCAGGAAGGCCUGCCAGCUCGCUCACCAGCACACAGACAAGGUGAUCCAAGAGCGAAAGGAAUCUCUUAAGGAUGAGCAGGAAUUUGAAAAGAUUCAGAAGAAAAGACAUUUGGACUUCCUGGACAUUCUGCUCUGUGCUAAAGAUGAGAACGGAGCUGGACUGUCUGAUGACGACCUGCGUGCCGAGGUGGACACAUUCAUGUUUGAGGGUCAUGACACCACAGCCAGCGGGAUCUCCUGGCUCUUGUACUGCCUGGCAUCACACCCGGAGCACCAAGCACGGUGUAGAGAGGAGAUCCAGGGGAUUCUGGGAGAUCGGGAGACACUUCGGUGGGAGGACCUGGGGAAGAUGACUUACACCACCAUGUGCAUCAAGGAGAGCCUUCGCCUUUACCCUCCGGUACCCGGUGUGUCCCGGCAGCUCAGCAAACCCAUCACCUUCCACGAUGGACGCACAUUACCAGAAGGCACAACUGUUGCAAUAAGCAUUUAUCUGAUUCACAGAAACCCCAGUGUAUGGAAAGAUCCAUUGGUGUUUGAUCCUUUACGGUUUUCUCCCGAGAAUGUGUCUGGCAGACAUUCUCACGCCUUUUUGCCUUUUGCUGCUGGAUUAAGGAACUGCAUUGGGCAGCAGUUUGCCAUGAAUGAGAUGAAGGUGGCUCUUGCCCUGACCCUGCUCCGCUUUGAACUCUCACCUGAUCCCUCCAAUCCUCCCUGUAAAAUACCUCAGAUCAUCCUUCGCUCCAAGAACGGGAUUCACCUGUAUUUAAAGAAAAUCCGCUGAUGCUGGAAAAGGUGCUGACUUCAGUAAGAGGAGGGACCUGCAGAUGACGAGACAAUAUUUCAUCAGGGCAAAAGGCAGGAUUCAGGGAUCAGGAUUCCUGAUUUCUGUGCUUCUUCCACCAGCUGAAGAGCCCUUUUUGGCCUGGCAGCGUAUCACACCCUCUUAGUUUGAUCGAUGGGCCUGGGAUUAACUGCAGGUUCUGCCAGUCUUUUCCUCACCAAAUUCUGUCUUCACUCUUGUGUCUCCUCUGUUCUUCCCAAUUACCCUUUCCCAGCCAUCCUCUGAUCUUUGUGCUUCCCUCAGUGCCUAGACUUGAAUCUUCUUCUACUUGCAUUGCACUUCUGUGGGGCCUUACAAGAACAGUUCGUGUCAGACCUGUCUCUUGUAUCCGGUGCAUCUCUGUUUUGUUAAAAGCACUGAUUAUAGUUUGGACUCUUAACUCGUGCUCAGAUUACAAAAUAUUGUGUCAUUUUUUUGUCAUUUUUUUUUAAUAAAUUAAUAAUUACUCCUGUAA
Molecule: messenger RNA, 2070 nt
Organism: Rhea pennata
Lineage: Eukaryota; Metazoa; Chordata; Aves; Rheiformes; Rheidae
Product: cytochrome P450 4B1-like
Exons: 12
Coding region: 9-1556 (515 amino acids)
Molecular function (GO): iron ion binding; oxidoreductase activity, acting on paired donors, with incorporation or reduction of molecular oxygen; monooxygenase activity
Source: RefSeq, a predicted model, not a curated record